UAUCAAGAGCCAGGCUUUACUGAGUAAGGCCUCACUGACUUUCUGGAUUUUACUACGCCUUUUAGACCACAUUUCAAGGAUACGCUCAUUUAUGUUUGGGAAUCCGCAGCAACCAUGUGACUGAUCUAGUUUGCUCCGGUUGGAGGACUAAGUGAGGAGAAGUAUCCCAGGAUCCCCUGCACCAUCAAAAUGCCUGUGCAUCAGAUAUCCGUCAUGCCUGUUAGAAAGGAUUCCACGUUUAAUGGACAGAGCAGCAUCAGAACCAGAAAGAACAGUAAAGAAAAUGAGGCACAUAGCUCAACCCAGGGGGCAGGACUUAGUGGCGCAUCACAGAAUUUUGCAACACCUUCCUGUCAGGAAACGUGCAGCACUGGUGACUUGUUCAACUCUGGAAAUCAUGGCCCAGGUCACACCACAGCCAUCCUUCCUGUAAACCACACCCCCAUCACUAAGCAACAGGUGAAGCGUCGAUACCGGCGACGACGGAAGAGUGGUGGUUGCAUGGCAGAAUGUGUGGACCAGUCAAAGAGCGCACACACCCAUAAUGACUCAUCUUCAGGAGACGAACAGUACGACAGGGCAGCUCGAUCCUGGAGCCGUGAGAAAGCCCGGCGUAGACGACGCCCACGCGUGAACCCGUGUUCCCGUGAGGAUGAAGCCCAGAAACAGGACCUCAAGACCUCUCAGAGGGCAUCCUUAAAGAUGGAGGAGCUAGACAGCAAGUCAGCCAAUCAUUCCAGAGAGAGGGAGUGUGGCGAGGAAGAAGGGCCAAUCACCAAGACGUAUGAGGAGCAAGGAUCAGGAGACACAGAUAUGGCUGUUACGACAGCUCAGAAGUUCACAGAGGCGUCCAAUCAGAACGGGACACUACAGGAAGCGUGCGCUGAUGAUGAACCAGAAGUGUGCAGGAUCUGCCACUGUGAAGGUGAUGAGGAGUGUCCUCUCAUCACGCCGUGUAGGUGCACCGGGAGUCUACGCUUCGUGCACCACGCUUGCCUGCACCAGUGGAUCAAAAGCUCAGACACGCGCUGCUGUGAACUGUGUAAAUACAACUUCAUCAUGGAGACGCACCUCAAACCCUUGCGCAAGUGGGAGAACUUGCAGAUGUCUACAAACGAGCGCAGGAGGAUCUUCUGCUCGGUGAUCUUUCACCUGGUGGCUGUGGCGUGCGUCGCCUGGUCGAUCUACAUCUUCAUUCUCGUGAAUCACACUGCUGAAGGAUUACAGCAAGGCAAAGACAUUGCUGUGUUCUUAUUGGAAUUGUCUCAUCUUAAUGUUGCAGGUCCGCUGGAGUGGCUGUUCUGGACCAAGCUUGGCAUCGUGGCCCUCAGCGUGGUGGCAGGCCUCAUCUUCAUGUACAUCCAGUGCAAAGUUUACCUCAACCUGUGGAGACGCCUGAAGGCUUUUAACCGCGUCGUCUUUGUGCACAACUGCCCAGACUCGGUGUGCAACGGAGCUGAAAAGGCCCCGCCCCCUCACAUUGUUCCCACCCACCAGACCCAAACAAACGUGUCCUGCCCUGUCCCAGCAGGAGGAAGUGCAGAGGUGGCGCCGGUCUGAUUUUCUAUAAUAGCUUAACUUCAAAUAGAACAUUCAGGCAAAAUCAGGCAAGACUUCGCGAUCUUAUAAAAUCUUAUCAUUUCUAAGCCAAAUCUAUUGCUUUUACGUAUCAGGAAGAUUUCGGGGAGGAUCUAGGACCCCAAAAAUCAGUAUUAAAUACAAAUGCUGAACAAGCUUCAAGGCACCGAACAUCAUUAGAAGAAAAAAAAAACACUGACUUCUGCUCCA
Molecule: messenger RNA, 1788 nt
Organism: Pangasianodon hypophthalmus (striped catfish)
Lineage: Eukaryota; Metazoa; Chordata; Actinopteri; Siluriformes; Pangasiidae
Gene: marchf1
Product: membrane-associated ring finger (C3HC4) 1
Exons: 6
Coding region: 190-1560 (456 amino acids)
Biological process (GO): protein polyubiquitination; antigen processing and presentation of peptide antigen via MHC class II; immune response
Cellular component (GO): late endosome membrane; cytoplasm; lysosome
Molecular function (GO): ubiquitin protein ligase activity; zinc ion binding; MHC protein binding
Source: RefSeq, a predicted model, not a curated record